Cydia splendana is the source of this 2282-nucleotide messenger RNA. Its product is annotated as alpha-1,3-mannosyl-glycoprotein 2-beta-N-acetylglucosaminyltransferase-like. The coding region runs from base 159 to 1109 and encodes 316 amino acids. The transcript has 2 exons. NCBI's taxonomy places the organism in Eukaryota, Metazoa, Arthropoda, Insecta, Lepidoptera, Tortricidae. Gene Ontology annotation, molecular function: alpha-1,3-mannosylglycoprotein 2-beta-N-acetylglucosaminyltransferase activity. The record is from RefSeq and is a predicted model, not a curated record. Gene Ontology annotation, biological process: protein N-linked glycosylation. Gene Ontology annotation, cellular component: Golgi apparatus.
UAUGAAGUAGCCAUCAAUAUGUGUAUGUUCAUAAUAUUUGCCAACGUAAAAACAUGCCUGUACUUUGCCGUAGUGGUAGUGAGCUACAAAACAACAUUUUGGACAUAACAUUGUUUGGGGAUCGCUACAUAUUUUUGCUUUAGACAUGAUGUAAAUAUAUGUAUUUUUACUGUGAUCAAGAUGCAUCGAAAUUGGCGAAAAUUGUAUUCGACUUCGAUCCUACUAUCACGUUCGUCGAGCAGCCAGAUCAAUCGGAUAUUCUGGGACACAAUGUAGCGGCUCACUUAAAGGGUUAUUACAAGAUCGCUCGACAUUACAAGUUUGCGCUUAACCACGUCUUCAGAACGCUACAGCACAAGGCUGUCAUAAUUCUAGAAGAUGACUUGGACAUUUCACCCGACUUCUACGAAUAUUUCCGCGGCACUUAUCCACUAUUGUACCAAGAUCCCACAAUCUGGUGCGUGUCAGCAUGGAACGAUAAUUGCAAGAAGGACCUGGUGGAUAUUAAAGAAACGGAGCUGCUACAUCGAACGGACUUCUUUCCAGGCUUGGGCUGGAUGGUGUUAUCUAAAACAUGGGAAGAGCUAGAACCGAAUUGGCCGGAAACUUACUUUGACGACUGGCUACGUGAUCCAGCAAUCUCCCGUGGUCGCGUUUGCAUCAGACCAGAAAUAUCCAGGACCUUUAAUUUCGGAAGGGUCGGAGUUAGCAAUCCGUACCUCUUUGACCGACAUCUUCGUCAUAUGAUUGUGAACAAAUAUUUCAUACCUUUCACUAAGUACAACCUUUCUUACUUGCUGAAGAAAAAUGAGCAUAUGUUUUUUUCCUUCGUGUAUUCGCUACCGGAAGCCACAGAUGAAGAAGUAAUGGCAGGUACCCUUAACAGCAGUUUAAAAUUUUUCCAGGUACCUUAUACGAAUGUUUACGAUUUUAGGAAAUCAGCGGCGAUGUUUGGUUUGAUGAAAGAUCUGAGACACGGUGUACCACGUACGGGGCUACGCGGGGUUGUGCAAUGCUUUAUAAAAGGCCGUCGCGUGUUCCUCGUUCCUAAAAGAAAAAUUGUCCAGAGUAGUGUUGUGCCGGUAGUAAAUUACCAGGAAUUAUAUUAAUCUAAUAAUUCAAAUUAUGUAAAUUUUAAUGACGAAUAUAACAUUAUGAGAAUAAAUAUCGAAAUCAUUCCCAUUUGGGAAAUUUACCAGUAAAUUCCCAUUUUUCCCAGUAUCAUUACCAAAAACCGGUAAAUAUCAGAGGCUUCUCACAAAAUUUCUCGAGGAUCGGUUAAGAAAUGCGAUUUGUAGAGGAGAAUAUCCGGAUGUAUACGAUAGCAUUUUUGCCCAAGCUGAAACGAAGACCUUCGCUAACGCUCGGUCAAUAGUAAAACAAUUGUUACCCCUUAAUUUGAAAAUUUAUUUUUAUGUACAUGUUUCAUCUCCGAGUAUGGUAUGCCAAAAUUAAACAGAUUAAACAUUUAUUACUUACCUUAAUUAAAACAAUGCGGUUGUUUUCGUAAUUGUAUUCGUAGUUUGUAAUUAUUAGGUCAUGGCGCGAACAGGGAACGCAAACAGUGUCUCAUUAUCGUCAAAAUUAUAUGAAACUGUGACGUUUAAAAUAACACUUUCACACUCUGUGCUACCCCACACGGAGUAGCGUUAGCUUAGGUCAAAGAUAAUAUUGGCUUAGGUGGACUCUAGGUAAGUCGGUUAUUUUAAUUAGGUAUUUAGGACUGGCCUACACAUAGGAGCGUUUCUCGGACGUGUUAAUUGGAAAUGGCCGUAUGACCCGUUACGUUUCCGAAAACACAUCUGCGCGUCAAACAAAUGCACAUGUGUGUCACCCGACCACGCGAACGUUAGCUCCCUAUAAAACAUGAUCGCAUAUUCCGAGAGCAUUAAUCCUGGAUUAGUGUUCACACUCAGCAGACUUCGUCCGUACUCUGUGGUAGACUUGCAACGAAACAGCAAUUACUGUAGCUAUCCAAAACAGUUGCGCAUCACAAGUUUGUUACACUAAAAAUGGCCUACAAAUUAUUUGGGUUGCUGAUAAUCACGAUAAUUUUCGUGUUGGUUCAGUCGAAGCCUCUUGAACAGUAUGCGGUGGAGCCAGUUGCAGAGGUGAUGGAGACAGCAGAAGCACAGAAUCCAUUCCUGCCGCGGUUUGCGAUGAAGAGGUUGAAAGAGAAACGCGAGCAGGCGAAGGCGCAGCGUAGAAACGCCCAAAACACGCAAGCUCGUAUUGAUAACCGACGGAGGGCGCCGUGUCCCCAAAUUGGAUAUGGAUAUGGC